This is a messenger RNA of Pomacea canaliculata, 3585 nucleotides long. RefSeq names its product E3 ubiquitin-protein ligase MIB2-like. The coding region runs from base 1543 to 3237 and encodes 564 amino acids. NCBI's taxonomy places the organism in Eukaryota, Metazoa, Mollusca, Gastropoda, Architaenioglossa, Ampullariidae. The transcript has 17 exons. Gene Ontology annotation, biological process: protein ubiquitination. The record is from RefSeq and is a predicted model, not a curated record. Gene Ontology annotation, molecular function: ubiquitin-protein transferase activity; protein binding. Gene Ontology annotation, cellular component: cytoplasm.
UUCUCCACUUUCCCCACACACUGGAUGGAGGGUACGCUUCUUCUCCAAAGGAACAUUUAACAUAUUUAAGCAGUAAAAGUUUGGACGAGAGAAAGAAAUCUUUAAACACAACAGAUUACGAGCUUUUAAAGAAGUUAUGUCCCUUAGGAUCCUACAGAAAUUCCCGAUUUCGAAGGCGGCUACUCAUCUUGGCUCACGUGACUGCUGGGAGGUCCUUUUAUCCUUAUUAGCUGCAUAAUAUUCAGCCCUCACUUUUAGGAGGAAGUCCCUGACUUACACACCACUGCCCCUCAAGAUACAGGAUACAUCAGCAGUAAGAUUGCCGCAGUUGUUACCAUGACGACUAUUGUGGGCAUGCGCGUGGUGCGGGGCCCUGACUGGGAUGGGGAGGACAGUGACGGAGAGAAGACACCUGUGGGGACGGUGAUGCAGGUGCUGGAGGAACAUUCGGUGCGCGUGCUGUGGGACACAGGUGUAGAGAGCACGUGCAGAGCAGGGCGUGACGGCAAACUCGACCUCAGGAUCUUCGACACAGCGCCUGUGGGUGUGCGACACCUGGGAGAGACCUGCGCCGUGUGUGGCGAGAAGGACGUGUGCGGGACGCUGUGGAGAUGUCGGCACUGUGACGACUGUUGUCUGUGUACACAGUGUUACUGUGAAGACAAGCACGAUGUCGACCAUGAGUUCCUUCGUGUAGACACACCGGGCAGCAGCGGAACAGUUGUGAACGCUCGAAAAAGCAGCCUCAAAGUGCAAGCAGUCGGCAUUUUCCCUGGAGCAAAGGUCAGAAAGGUCACAAGGUACAACAAUGAGGAGGUUUACGGAUCAAAGGGUGAGGUCGAAGGUUACGAGACUGGAGUCCCAUACAAAUGUCGGAACAUGCUCCGUGUUCGAUGGUCUGAUGACACUGUCGAGACCUGCUGUUUGGAUGAAAUAAUUUGUGUUGAGACAGCGACUGGGACAAACUAUUAUAGAGAUCAUCUACCUUUGCUUGAUGUAAGGAUGUCACUACUCCUGGAAAGUCACCCAAAGCCCUGUGAGUCAGAGCUGUUCUCUGAAGAUGAUGGUACUCAGGAAGCUGCAAACAGUCAUAACGCACCGUCCACCAGACCUGCCAUGGUGCCAAGCAGCUCACAUGAUGAUACAGGGGUCAAAGUUGAUGGAUCUUCGGAUCUUUUGUCAGCAGACCGUGACGCAGAACAAGACUUGCUUCUGGAAAAGGGUUCACUCUUUCCCUUCAAACACGCAAAAGAUACUAACGAUGGAGAACUCUCACUCGAAUCAAGCAUGUGGCUGGACAAGACUUAUGACACAAGCGACUACAACCUGAUGAGAAACUGUGACACUGAGGUCACACAUGAUCUGUUGUCACCUCACGAGAGACAAACAUUCAGCAAUCAAUGGAGGACAAGGGGAAAUUUGCAGAGGGUCUCUUUGAUAGGGAGGCUACUGGCCUAGAAUGUGACACAACAUCACAAGAAUUUGUACAACCCAUCAAUCUUUCAUUUGACCUCGCAAAGGAUCGUGGGAAAAAUCGAAAUAAUGGAGUGUAGCAGCGAUGAAGAAGAGAAAGAAACAGACGAUAAAGAAAGACAACUGGAGGUGGAUGUUGGUGACAGUGUUGCAAUCAAAGUGGGAGAAAGCAGGUUAGAAGAACUGCAGAAAGCACACGGGGGCUGCACUAAAGAGAUGAAACAAGCUAUUGGCAUGACUGGACGAGUUGUGAUGAAAUCCACAGAAGGUUCAGUACAGGUCGAUUUUAAGUCCUUGGGACAGUAUCCUUUCAGUCCAGAAGCACUCAUUAAGGUAAGCCAGGUGAAACAAGGGGAUAUUGUUCGCAUCAGGUCUGAAAAGGACCAGGUGAAAAAUCUCAAUCACCGGGUUGGCUGGAAAGAUGAGAUGACAUUGACGCUAGGCAAGGUUGGCCGGGUGGCAAAGGUGGACAGCGAUGGUGAUGCUCUGGUCAUCUUUGGAAGAUCGGCCUUCCUGUACUCGCCUGCCUGUUGUAUACCUGAACCUGAUGCACAAACAGACUCACUGGUUGUCAGCAAGCAGAUCGUACACAGGACUUCACCCAGUACCUCCGAGGUCAAGGAUAGUGCCGUUCAAGAACAGAAUAAAGCCCUAUUUCUAAAAAUGAGGGAGAUGGUUCUUGGGCAGAGUUCCAUGUCAUAUAUUGACCAGGAGGAUCCGGUGGUGCGUCGUCUUUUCGAUGCCAUUUAUGUGGGAGAUGGUGAAACUGUGGCAAGACUUUGUCGCAAAAACAAGUCCUUGCUUGCCUCGCGCCACCAGCGGCUCACCCCCAUCAUGCUGGCAUCAACACGACACUCUCUGGAAGUCGUAGAGCUCCUCCUCGACCUGGGGGCUGACAUCAACACGUCCAUUCCUCCAAACAAAACAGCCCUGGGAGCGGCGAUAGAGUCGAAGCGCGACGAAAUCGCCUGUUUACUGAUACAUCGAGGUGCGCACCUCAGUUAUGUUGACAACAACAAGAGCUCCUAUGUGCAUUUAGCCGCAUAUUAUGACAUGGCCACAGUCAUCGGACUUCUCGUAGCCCAAGGAGCUGACAUAAAUGCAAAGGAUAAAGACAUGGACACUCCAUUACUCAUUGCCGUCCAGCGAGGAUCACACCGAGCAAUGGAGGCAUUCCUGUCCAUGUCUGGCAUCGAUGUGAGAACCAAAAACAACAGAGGCUUCAGCGCACUGCAGCUCGCAUGUCAAGAGGGAUACGCUCGUGAAGUAGAGAAGAUGCUUGCCAUCGACAAAAGUGGGGUCAACGACUUCUACCACGGAGUUUCAACUGCCCUUCACCUAGCCGCCAUGUCAGAUCAGACAGAGUGUGUGCGUCUCCUUGUCAUCAACGGUGGCGCCAACGUCAACUUACAUGCCAGCGGAAUGAUGUACAACUGUCCUCUUCAUAUUGCCUGCCACAUGGCCAAACUCCAAACUGUUGAGGCGUUGCUUGAAUUGGGAGCUGAUGUCAAUGCCCAAGACAGUAGCGGCGACACACCUCUACAUCUAGCGAUUGGUGGCAGAAUCAACAAAGACGACGAGAGUGAGUGUCAACUGCGUAUUGUCAUUGGCUGUAUGCUAAUUCGCAAGGGAGCUUAUGUAGACGCAAGGAACAAAAAGGGACGUCACCCUUUCAACUAUGGCUCUCAGCUAAUUCGCGAAGGAAUCGGAAGGUUCAUCAGACAAAACAAAGCUCUCGUCAAGUCUCGGUACAAGAAUGGAUAGGCGAGACGAUACAGGAUCGACACUUAUCAAAGGGAUAAGUCAAAAGAUGAUACAUCAAUGGAAUUCCAUCUAGAAUCUGUGGACGUUUUGAAGCAACAGAUACGGGGAGAGGGACCUAGUUUGAAAUCUCUGUUACAUCUGCUCUUCCCCCUUCUCUCUAUGUCUGUGUGGGGUACAGCAGUGAAGUACCUGGGUACAGGAACGAUACCUGUGUAUACGACUAGUGACUUAGCCUGCAGGUACGAAGCAGAUUUUGGGGUCAUUGGCAGGAUACUUGAGAGAUUGAUCGCCAGAAGGAGUGACCAAAACUUUGUAAAUAGUACAGAAAUAAAAAUGUAACACACGGAA